Molecule: messenger RNA, 620 nt
Organism: Galendromus occidentalis (western predatory mite)
Lineage: Eukaryota; Metazoa; Arthropoda; Arachnida; Mesostigmata; Phytoseiidae
Exons: 2
Coding region: 123-494 (123 amino acids)
Source: RefSeq, a predicted model, not a curated record
GGCAGUCCAAUCGUUGACGGCUGGUGGUGAUCUGGACUCCCUCGCGGCAGAGCCUUCACCGUUAGCGUCGCGAUCUUCUCGGCGCAGCAUUUCGUUCCGGCUGCCGAGACGCUUACUUCGCAAUGCGGGUCGUCAUAGUCCUCGUUCUACUCGUGGCCCUCGCAAGCGCUCAAAAGCGGAAGGACGAGCCGGAAUACGACGAUGAUUACGAUUACGAUAACGACGAGCCCGUCAAGGACACGAAGAAGGACCUCAAGGACUCGAAAACGAAAGCAUCCGUAGCCACUCCACCUGCCGCAUCCGAUUCGGCGAAGAACGACGAUCAGCAUGCGGAAAAACCCGCGAAAAAAUUGGAUCAUCCCUCGUCCCUCUUCUUGAAGCCCCGGAACACCCGGGUGCACAACAAGGUAGGGUCUCGCGACAGAUGGUGCACGCAAAAUCUACUGAUAGAGUUCAAUGACGUACUAUGGAUCGCGCGGGGAAGAGCCGCGUGAAUCUGUGCCCAUCGUCGCGUUGUCGGGACGGCACGAAGUCCGCUCCCAUUGAUCGCGUCGAACGCCGCUGCGAAGGAUUUUUGAAAAUUUGGAAGUGCGGUGGUGUUGAUGACUCUAGUGGUGGAC